AUGGAGCGCUGGGACUCGCUGGGAUUUUUGAUUGUCACGCUCAACUACAAUGUGACUAUUGUAGGAAAGAUCUGGCUAAUGUUAAUAAUUCUGCUGCGAAUGGCAGUGGUAGUGUUAGCAGGCUAUCCACUCUACCAAGACGAGCAGGAGCGCUUCGUCUGCAACACCCUCCAACCAGGAUGCUCCAAUGUUUGCUAUGACUUGUUCUCUCCUGUAUCUCACUUUAGGUUCUGGCUCAUUCAAACUGUGUCUAUCCUGCUGCCUUAUACUGCCUUCAGCAUUUACGUUUUGCACAAGGGAGCUAUGUACAUUGUAAGAACGCACUGCUUGGUGCAUGGAUGCAAAGGGCAUAAGGACUUAUCAAGUCCCAAAGACCUGAAGGAGCUCUGUAGAAGUGCUGUUGCCAAUAGAUUAGAUUGUGGUGCAGACAACCUAAGUGUCCUUAAUUUUUCUGGGGCAUAUACUGUUCAUCUUUUGUUUAGGACACUACUUGAGGCUGCCUUUGCAGCUGUGCAAUAUUUUCUUUUUGGAUUUUCUGUUCCUGAACGCUUUUCCUGCUACCAUUCACCUUGUACAAGCACAGUUGAUUGUUAUAUCUCCCGUCCCACUGAGAAAUCCAUCAUGAUGAUUUUCAUCUGGGGGGUCAGCAGUCUAUCCUUUCUGCUUAGCCUUGCUGAUCUUGUCUGUGCUCUCCAGAGAAUGACAGCAAGAAAUCAAAAGAACAAGCUGCUGGCAAACCUCCACGUAGAGAAUGAGUGUAUUUUAAAUCUUCCCCCAGUACAGCAUGGCAGUUCUCCUCCACCUCAAAAUCAAGACUGUCCAGGAUCAAAAAGCAGCCAGACCAGUGAUGGCUCCUGCUCACCUCUCCCUGAAGAGGAAGAAGAGGCUGUUCUUCAUCCUGAAGUGGUCUCUCAGCAAACUGCCAGCACUAACAUUAACAGCAACAGCAACAAGCCCUGUAUAUCAGGAGAUCUUGCUGAAGAUGCCACUGAAGAACCCUUGUAUGCCAGUGACCACCAAGGGACUACAUGCAGGCAAGAGAGACCCAGGCUUCAGCAAGACUGCAUUAAAGAUACUGCCCUGACUUUGAGACCUCAGAUCAAGUCUCACCUUGGAGUUUCUUCCUCUGUAGUUCAGAGCAAGCUUUUAGGAUACUACCCUUCAGCUGAGUUAAAAAACCCUGAUGCACAAUCAAAUUAUAGCAGUUCUAGUUGCUUGAGGUCAAAAAAGUCAGAAUGGGUAUAG
This is a messenger RNA of Nipponia nippon (crested ibis), 1245 nucleotides long. It is a transcript of the gene GJD4, whose product is annotated as gap junction protein delta 4. Gene Ontology annotation, biological process: cell-cell signaling. Gene Ontology annotation, molecular function: gap junction channel activity. The record is from RefSeq and is a predicted model, not a curated record. Gene Ontology annotation, cellular component: connexin complex. Lineage: Eukaryota; Metazoa; Chordata; Aves; Pelecaniformes; Threskiornithidae.